CAUUAACACAAUGAAGUGUAUCAUUCUACUGUGCUUAUGUGCUAUUCUGCCGGACAGAUCCAACACGGACAAAGUCCAUCCAACGAUUCACAAAAAGCUGCAAAACCAUCUGAAGAACAUUCCUUGGUCCUGGAAAAUCAUGACAUCCCAAAUUGAAGAUGUCCAUCUAGCCUCCUUCAACGUCAAAGUUGUUUCCAUUUAUAAAGUCACUGGAAUGACGAAUAACAAAAAGCCCAAAUACAGAGACUGUUCAAUCAUAUUGAAGAAGAGACCAAAUACAGGAAACAGGACGGAGUGUAUGCGAUUUAUCCGGACCUUAAAACAAAGAAACUCGUGUACUGUGACAUGACAACAGAAGGAGGCGGGUGGACGGUCAUCCAGAAAAGACUUGAUGGGUCGACAGAUUUUUACAGGACAUGGCAAACCUACAAAAAUGGAUUUGGAGAUCCCAAGAAAAAUUAUUGGAUAGGAAACGACGCUCUACACUUGCUGACAAAGUCCGGCAACAAUGCCCUUCGGGUGGACCUUCAGAAAUUUAACGGUCAGAAGGCUUACGCCAAAUACUCCAAGUUCUCUGUUGGUGACGAAAGCAGCAAAUAUAAGCUAACUGUAUCAGGAUACAAGGGCACUGCGGGAGACAGUCUUGGCCCACAUAAUGGAAUGAAAUAUUCAACAAAGGAUCAGGACAACGACACAUAUGGAGGAAAUUGUGCCACGAGUCAUAAAGGAGCGUGGUGGUAUUAUCGUUGUUAUGAUUCCAACCUCAAUGGGCAGUAUGCUAACUCUGCCGUGGUUAAUACUCAAUACCUUAACUGGCAUAAGUUUGGAAAUAGACACGAGGCAUUGAAAAGAACAUAUAUGAUGAUCCGACCAUUAUAGUAAAUACAUUCUGUCAAUAAGCUUAAUAAAGCAUGGUG
Molecule: messenger RNA, 917 nt
Organism: Ostrea edulis (European flat oyster)
Lineage: Eukaryota; Metazoa; Mollusca; Bivalvia; Ostreida; Ostreidae
Product: ryncolin-1-like
Exons: 6
Coding region: 346-879 (177 amino acids)
Source: RefSeq, a predicted model, not a curated record